AUGAGGAAGGAUAAUCGAAGUUCUGUGUCUGAAUUCAUUCUCCUGGGACUUCCCAUUCAUCAAGAACAAGGCUUGUAUUAUGCCCUUUUCCUGGCCAUGUAUCUCACUAUGGUGCUGGGGAACCUGCUCAUCAUCAUGCUCAUCUGGCUGGACUCUCACCUCCACACCCCCAUGUACUUCUUCCUCAGCCACCUGGCUUUCACUGACAUCUCUUUCUCCUCCGUCACAGUGCCAAAGAUGCUCAUGAACAUGCUGACACAAAGCCCAUCCAUCCCAUAUGCUGGGUGCAUUUCCCAGGAAUUCUUUUUCUUAUUAUUUGGCGGUAUCGACAGCUUCCUUCUGACCUCAAUGGCCUAUGACAGAUACGUGGCCAUUUGUCACCCACUUCGCUACACCACCAUCAUGAGUCAGAGCCUUUGUUGCUUGCUGGUAGCUUUGUCAUGGGUCUUAUCCUAUGCCAGUGCCCUGGUGCAUACCCUACUCCUAGCUGAUCUCUCUUUCUGUAGAGACAACACUGUGCCUCACUUCUUCUGUGAGCUCUCUGCCUUACUUAAGCUGUCCAGCUCUGAUACUACCAUCAAUGAGCUUGUUAUCCUGCCUGUAGGAACAGUGGUCAUUACCUUGCCAUUCAUAUGCAUUCUUAUCUCUUAUGGCUGCAUUGGUGCCACCAUCUUGAAAACUCCCUCUGUCAAGGGCAUCUGCAAAGCCCUGUCCACAUGUGGCUCUCACCUCUCUGUGGUUUCUCUUUACUAUGGAGCCAUUAUUGGGCUCUACUUGGUCCCCUCAUCCAACAACACUAAUGACAAUGAAGUCAUUGUGGCCGUGCUGUAUACUCUGGUGACACCCAUGCUAAACCCUUUCAUCUACAGUCUGAGGAACCGGGAUAUGAAAGGAGCUCUGAGGAAUAUACUCAGUAGAACAUUUUCAUUGUGA
Perognathus longimembris pacificus (Pacific pocket mouse) is the source of this 933-nucleotide messenger RNA. RefSeq names its product olfactory receptor 50-like. Gene Ontology annotation, molecular function: olfactory receptor activity; G protein-coupled receptor activity. Gene Ontology annotation, biological process: G protein-coupled receptor signaling pathway. NCBI's taxonomy places the organism in Eukaryota, Metazoa, Chordata, Mammalia, Rodentia, Heteromyidae. The record is from RefSeq and is a predicted model, not a curated record. Gene Ontology annotation, cellular component: membrane. The coding region runs from base 1 to 933 and encodes 310 amino acids. The transcript has a single exon.